AUGGAUAGCAGCGCUCAGUAUAACCUCAAGGCCACAGCGGAAUUACUAGCAGAUGCAGAAAACACGCCAUGCUCUGCAACGCGCUCAAAACAUGCACACACGAGCAGCAGGCCAUUCAGCGCCUCGAGAAGAUCCUUCAGCAGCGUUACAGCAACUUCCUCGUCUACUUCGGUCUCGGCAGCCGCAUCCUCCCCUUGCAAGCUCCUCGCUGAGCUCAACAUCGGCAACCAUGCUGUAGAUUCUCAUCCGCUUUCAUUAGCCAGUGUCUACGCCCAUCGCCUGCCUGUACCCCUCGUAGCCCUGUUAGAAGACCUCGAGAAUGUAGCCACGGGCUGCCCUAUUGUGUCAGCCGCCCUGCAGCCCGAUUUCGAUCGCCUGGCUGCUCACCAGUCUGUACGACGCCGCCCGAACACCAUCUACGCUCCCACCCCUGAGCGCAACGCCGUCGGCCCCUAUCCCCCUCUCGAUAAUGUACUCGCCCUGCUAGCCGAGGCGGAGCAGUGCAACGAUAGGAAGCAGUCCGAGGCCAGCUGGAAUGCUGCUAUGCACUUCCCGCUCUUGCGCCUUGCCGUCCACGGACAGGGCGCGCGGAAGUCCCAGCUGGUAGAUGUCGAGAUGUGCACCACAGCCAGUAUCAUCAAGGAGUACCACUGCAUGCAGUUGUUAACCAGCAAGAAAGUCGACAUGGCUAUGAUCAUCGAACCUACAGCCAACGAGACCAACAGCACCGAGGCGGUAAAGCGCAUCAAUAUCCUGCGCACGCGCAGCCCAUGCUUUUCCAUCAACCAUACUAACUUCGAGCUCCUGCUCCAGUCGCUCAUCGCUAUCAGCAUCGAAACUAAGCAUCCUAGUGCCUCGGGCGAAGACGCCGCCUUGCAGGUUAGCGUAUGGCAAGCAGCCCAGUGGAGUCUGCUGCAAAGUUUGACUCAGCCUCAGCCUACCAGCAGCUCAAGCAUCGCGCUGCUUGCCUUCCUUCCCGCCAUCACCGUCGUGAGUCAUGAUUGA
Molecule: messenger RNA, 1005 nt
Organism: Cryphonectria parasitica EP155
Lineage: Eukaryota; Fungi; Ascomycota; Sordariomycetes; Diaporthales; Cryphonectriaceae
Exons: 2
Coding region: 1-1005 (334 amino acids)
Source: RefSeq, a predicted model, not a curated record